GCAGCUCCUCCCGCCUCCUCCAGCUGCCUGCAGACCGGACAGCAGCAGCAACCAGCAGCAGCAGACUCCGUCCUGUUGGAUCUAACUGAGCAGAGAGCGAGGCUCCGACAUGCUGUCCCCGGGACUCUGCGCGUCCCUGCUGGCCGUGUCCUGCGCCCUGUGGCCGGCCUCGGUCGGGGCGGCGUCCUGCGAGUCGGUGCGGAUCCCGCUGUGCCGCUCCAUGCCGUGGAACAUGACCAAGAUGCCCAACCACCUCCACCACAGCACGCAGGACAACGCGGUGCUGGCCAUCGAGCAGUUCGAGGGGCUGCUGGGUACUGGCUGCAGCGCCGAUCUGCUCUUCUUCCUGUGUGCCAUGUACGCUCCCAUCUGCACCAUCGACUUCCAGCACGAGCCCAUCAAACCCUGCAAGGCGGUGUGUGAGCGGGCCAUGUUGGGCUGUGAGCCGGUGAUGAAGCGUUAUAACCACAGCUGGCCGGACAGCCUGGCCUGCAACGAGCUGCCGCUGUACGACCGCGGAGUCUGCAUCUCACCUGAGGCCAUCGUCAAGGCCGAGGGGCCAGAUCCGUACUACCAGGACCCAGCCAGGUGUAACCCAGAAUCCAGUCCAGACUUCCCAAUGGACUCCAACAACCUGCACUGCAGAGGACCAAACAGAGACCGCUGUAAAUGUAAACAAGUCAAAAUGGGUUUGAAAUCCUAUCUGAAGAACAACUACAACUACGUGAUCAGGGCGAGGGUGAGGGAGGUGAGGAACCGCGGCCUGGAGCCCACAGCAGUGGUGGAGGUGAAGGAGGUGCUCAAGUCUUCUCUGGUCAACAUCCCCAAGGAGACGCACACGCUCUACUACUCCUCCUCCUGCCUGUGUCCUCCUGUAACUGCUGGGGAGGAGUACCUCAUCAUGGGCUACGAGAACGAGGAGACGUCCAGGUUGCUUCUGAUUGACGGAUCCAUUGCUCAGAAAUGGAGGGAGAAAAUGGGCAGAAAGGUCAAGAGAUGGGAUCAGAUCCUGCAGGGGAGGGGCCGAGCAGCUCAGCGCCGGGGUCGCCACUGAGACCUGGCUGUGUGUGUGUGUGUGUGUGUGUGUGUGUGUGUGUGUGUGUAUGUGUGUGUGUGUGUGUGUGUGUGUGUGUGUAUGUGUGUGUGUGUGUGUGUGUGUGUGUGUAUGUGUGUGUAGAUAUUGCACUAUCACAGACUGUUGUAGCUGAAUGUAGUCCAUCUCUUCAUUCACCAGACUGUUUGGAGUCUGAGUUUUGUCAUUUAUUUUCUUUGCACAAACAUUAUUUAGUGUGCGUCUAGUGUGUGUGUAUGUGGGUGUGUGCGUGUAUGUGCGUGUGCAUGUGUAGUGUGUGUGUGUGUGUGCACCUAAAGCACUCAAUAAAGACAAGAGAAGGGGUGGAGCUUCAAAGCUGUGCUACUAAACCCUAUGCACAGCCAUACAGUAUGUACAUGACACUUUUUUGGAACAGCUUUUCUUUUCGAUGGCGGCCAUGUUGGCUCCACAGCUCCUUGCGGAGGUCACGGUCCCUAAUUAUCCAGGAUGUCGGCCAUGCCACCACAGCGACCUGACGGAGGACAUUUAUAGCCAUUUGGACUUGGAAGUUUUGGACUGUGAUAGAUCAGUAGCCUGAUCUUAACUUUACUGAACUCUGAAAAAAAAGGAAAGAAAAAUAUUCAGACAGCAUCAAGACCAGCAGCUGCAGCAGAAGAGUUGGAUCCAGCGCCUCUACUGGUCUUAAUGUGUCACAGGAAACCAAUGUCUGUUGGGACAGGAAAUCUACAUUCGGUGGCCACUUUAUUAGGGACACCUGUACAAUCUAAUGCAAUCCAAUAAAACAGCUCAGACAUAAAUUCUAUUCACAAAGUU
Molecule: messenger RNA, 1867 nt
Organism: Centropristis striata (black sea bass)
Lineage: Eukaryota; Metazoa; Chordata; Actinopteri; Perciformes; Serranidae
Gene: frzb
Product: frizzled related protein
Exons: 8
Coding region: 110-1054 (314 amino acids)
Biological process (GO): canonical Wnt signaling pathway; non-canonical Wnt signaling pathway
Cellular component (GO): cytoplasm
Molecular function (GO): Wnt-protein binding
Source: RefSeq, a predicted model, not a curated record